Bacillus rossius redtenbacheri is the source of this 3360-nucleotide messenger RNA. RefSeq names its product lysosomal alpha-mannosidase-like. The transcript has 17 exons. The record is from RefSeq and is a predicted model, not a curated record. Gene Ontology annotation, cellular component: lysosome. The coding region runs from base 66 to 3020 and encodes 984 amino acids. Gene Ontology annotation, molecular function: alpha-mannosidase activity; carbohydrate binding. Gene Ontology annotation, biological process: mannose metabolic process. Lineage: Eukaryota; Metazoa; Arthropoda; Insecta; Phasmatodea; Bacillidae.
UUGUAAUCACCCACCGUUGCGAAAAGGGGCCAGUUUGCUCGCGAAGGUUGCGCGGUGGAGUGAAGAUGACGCUAGGGCGGGGUCAGAUCCUGCUGGUGGUGGUGGUAGCACUGUCCGCCCGGCCUACUGCAGCGCUCCAAGCGGCGGACGACAAGCCGACGUGCGGGUUUGAGUCGUGCCACGAGACGAAGGAGGGACUGGUCAACGUGCACCUCAUCCCGCACUCGCACGACGACGUCGGCUGGGUCAAGACCGUGGACGAGUACUACUACGGCCUGAACCCGUCCCUAGAUACAGCUAACGUGUCUAUGAUAUUAGAUUCAGUAUUCCAGGAAAUAAAAAAUGACCCCACGAGAAGGUACAUUCAGGUGGAGACGGCCUACCUGUGGAUGUGGUGGCAGCACCAAAACGACGCGGUCAGGGAGCAGUACCGCCAACUGGUGCAGAGCGGUCGAAUCCAGAUGACAGGUGGUGGUUGGAGCAUGCCCGACGAGGCGACGACCACCUACCAGGCCCUCAUCGACAACUUCAGCUGGGGAUUCAAGUUCCUGAACGAUACGUUCGGACCGUGCGGCGUCCCGAACAUCGGCUGGCAGAUCGACGCGUUCGGCCACUCGCGCGAGACGGCGUCCAUCAUGGCGGCAAUGGGCUUCCAGGGCACGUUCCUGGGCCACCUCGACUACCAGGAGCACGACGCCAGGGUGAAAUACUCCAACCUGGAGAUGGUGUGGCACUCCAGCAGCAAUCUGGGCCCGCGGGCCGACAUGUUCGCGAGCGGCCUGUACAGCGGCUACAUCCCGCCCGACGGCUGCUGCUGGGACCUGCGCUGCGGAGACGGCGACAUCGGCAAGAACACCGAGGAAGUGGCGAAAAAUAUUAUUACUUAUGUGAAAACCCAACAGAGAAGCUACCGAACAAAACAUUUAAUGAUGUUUAUGGGGAAUGAUUUUACGUACAUGAAUGCAACAAGAUUUUUCUCAAACAUCGACGAAGUGAUUGGGCUGGUGAACGGCCUGCAGAAGAACGGCAGCCUCGUGAACCUGCUGUACUCGACGCCCUCCUGCUACGUGCGCGCCGUCAACCGGGCCGAUCCCUCGCUCAACACCAAGAGCGACGACUUCCUGCCCUUCGUGGAGGACGUGUCCACGGUGUGGAACGGCUGCUACACGUCGCGGCCCACGCUCAAGUACCUCGAGCGGCUGGCCAACAGCUUCAUGCAGGUGCUGAAGCAGCUGACAGCGCUGGCCCGGACGGCGGCCUCGCGCCUGGGCCCGCUGGACGAGCUGCGCCGCGCCCUGGGCAUCCUGCAGCACCACGACGCCAUCACGGGCACGCACCGGCAGCACGUCUCCGAGGACUACGUGCGGAGGCUGACCGCGGCCGUCGACGGCUGCGAGGGGCUGGCGCGGACCGCGCUCAACGCUCUGGUCGCGGGGGCCGAAGCCGCCGGCGACGAAGUGGCGAUGGAGUCCUGCCCGCUGCUGAACAUCAGCCAGUGCGAGGUGUCCGAGCGGAACGACGAGUUCGUCGUGACGGUGUACAACCCUCUCAGCAGGGCGGUCUCCCACUACGUGCGGGUGCCCGUCAGAGAGGGCGACUACUCGGUCACCAGCCUAGACGGCAAGUUGCUGGCCGCCGUCCCGUGUCGCGCGCCAACUUGGGGCUCGGCGCUGCCGGCGCAGCUGGUGCCUGUCCACGCCCCGGUGCUGGACCUGGAGGAACGCCGCAGCGCCGCAGUGCAGGAGGUGGUGUUCCGAGCCGCCGACCUGCCGCCGCUGGGGCUGCGGUCCUACCGCGUGGCCAGGUCCCCCGGGAGUCCGCGCAGCCGGCUGCCCCCCGUCGCCGACACAUCCAUCGGCAACGGCCACCUGACCGUGGAGAUAGACUCCGUGAGCGGACUUGUGAAGUACAUCACCAGCCACGGCACGAGAAUUCCCGUCCAGCAGAACUUCUUCUACUACCUGUCCAGGUGGGACGACGGCGCGUACGCCUUCAAGCCUCGAACCCCCAAACCGCUGAAGAUAGUCGACAAAGCCACCUUCGUGGUGUACAAAGGGGAACUUGUGGAGGAGAUACAUCAGAUAUUCAACGACUGGGUCAGCCAGGUCAUACGAGUGUAUAAAGAAGAUGAUCACGUGGAGUUUGAAUGGCUGGUUGGAACGGUACCAGCACGGCUGAACGGGCGCAACGUGGUCUCCAAGUACCUGACGGGGCUGCAGUCGAACGCGACCUUCUACACGGACUCGAACGGGCGCGAGAUGCAGCGCAGGGUGCGGAACCACCGGGCCGACUUCGUGCUGGAGCUGGACGAGCCGGUGGCCGCCAACUACUACCCGGUGCCGUCCAGGAUCGUCCUCAGGGACGAGGAGGGCGGGCUGGAGUUCGCCGUGCUCACGGACCGGGCAGAGGGUGGUACCAGCCUGGCGCACGGACAGGUGGAGCUCAUGGUGCACCGGCGGAUGAUAACGGAGGACUACAAGGGCCUGGGCGAGUACAUGAACGACACGCAGCCGGCGCGCGGGAAGCACCUCGUGCUGUGCGGCAACGCGACCAGCGACCAGGGCCCCAGCCUCGCCGCCAGGCAGCGCCUGCUGGCGGAGCAGGGCAUGCUGCGGCCGUGGACCUUCUUCAGCCCGGGCGGCGGCUGGCCCGCCGGCUACAGCCACCGCUUCUCGGGACUGCGGAAGGCGCUGCCGCAGAACGUGCACGUGCUGACGCUGGAGCCGUGGGGCGAGGGCACGGUGCUCCUGAGGCUGGAGCACAUCAUGGAGAGCACCGACGACCCGACGCUGUCGCAGAACGUCACCAUCGACAUCCAGGACCUCUUUGCGACAAUGACCGUCAGCCACUUCAAAGAGACCACGCUCGACGGAAGCCAGUGGCUCGUCGACGUGAAGAGGUUCACCUGGCGCACUAAAGAUGGCAGCAGUGGUGGCUCCACUCCUAAACCCAUAACCAGCGGCUCCCUCGUCACACUUGGUCCCAUGGAAAUAAGGACAUUCAUAGUUACUGUAAAGUAGAUUGUGUAUGUAAGCCGUUUUGUCCUAGAAAAUUAGCCACUUUCCAAGUGGUUUCUCUGAAAUGAUUUAGAUGACAUAUUUUGUUAAAUGUUUUUUGAAUAAUGACAAACUUUGGAAAAAGAAACUAUAGACAUAAGUGAAGAAUGUUCUCACUAAUAACCAAAUUCAGUUGAAAGGAAGGUAUACCUCUGUAAAGCACAACUGAUAAACCUUGUAUUCAAUUUUUAAGCACAGAAAUUUGCAGUAUGUGAUUGUUGUCCAGCAUCUGAUUCAAUGUUUGCAAGAUUUGUUUUUAUUGGGUUUAACAUCUUGUCAUGGUCAAUAAAUAGACUUAGAUGAA